This is a messenger RNA of Diachasmimorpha longicaudata, 1420 nucleotides long. Its product is annotated as protein lifeguard 3-like. The transcript has 8 exons. The record is from RefSeq and is a predicted model, not a curated record. NCBI's taxonomy places the organism in Eukaryota, Metazoa, Arthropoda, Insecta, Hymenoptera, Braconidae. The coding region runs from base 163 to 1146 and encodes 327 amino acids. Gene Ontology annotation, cellular component: endoplasmic reticulum; Golgi apparatus. Gene Ontology annotation, biological process: negative regulation of apoptotic signaling pathway.
UGUGUCGCAUAGCUUAUGGAUUCCUUCGUUAAACGAAAUAACUAUCAUUAACUGAAAAUUUAUGGUUCGCCAUCGCGUCGUCUUUAGGUUUGUCUUCGUUUGUUUUUCCAAUUCAUGAAUUUUGCCGAAGUUUUUUGAGGUUUGGAAGGACAUACCUGGGGUAUGGAAUCACGACCCGGUCAAGGGACUAAUGCAAGAGACGAACCACCCCCAUAUUCCUCCCUUGCACCACAAAAUUACGAAGGGCCAGAGCCUCUCGGGAUGCAGAGUAUUCCAGUCGCAGUGGGGGGUCCACCCUAUCUUCCGCCACUAGUCAAGGGACAGAAAAUUCAAAGUGGCCCUUAUGAAGUCACCGUCGAUGAGAAUAUGGUAAGACAAAGAGAAAUGCAGAAUCAGGCGAUUUACCGGUCAUGGCUGGAGCAGCAGAGACGAGCGGCACUUCCGGAGGACGAAUACUUCGCUGAAUUUCAAGUCGCUAAAGUCCGACGAGUCUUCAUUCAGAAAGUCUUCUUCAUUCUGUUCCUACAAUUCAUAUUUACAGCGUUAUACAUCGCAUGGUUCAUGUUCUAUGAGCCGGCCAAUAUUUUCAUCAAGACACACUGGUACCUGUGGAUUUUCGCUAUGGUAGCAUUCAUCUGCUCGUACUGCAGCAUCUCCCUGACUGAUUGCGGCAGAACACAAUCUGGCUGGGGUGGCAUUUGUCUCCUGCUUCUAACAUUAGCAGAGUCACACCUCUCGGCUUACAUAUCCGUCCACUUCGAAGUCGAAGUUGUGCUUAUAGCUGUUACUGCUACAGCUGCGGUCUCUAUCUUCAUCACGGCUGCAGCAGUAUGCUGCAGGUUUGAUUUCACUAAAUAUUCGGGACUGCUGAGCAUUUUGGCAUUCGUGUCACUACUGACACUGCUCUUGUUGGUCAUCACCAUGAUGUUUACCAAUAUUCCAGUCGUCAUGACAAUUUUUGGAUCUAUUGGAGCUCUGGUUUUCUCUCUGUACCUGUACUUCGACAUUCAAACGAUCAUGGGUGGCAGAAGAAUUCAAAUAAGCCCCGAAGAAGUUCUCUUCGCCACAACGCAGCUCUACGUCGACAUUAUCGGUCUAUACAGAUACAUGCUUCUUAUCGUAGGAGGCAGUCAAUCGAACUCCUGAAGUCUUCUUGAUUUUAUGACCACCCCGCUUAUAAACAAUAUAUUGAAGAAAAUUGAAUAAAUAUUUCUGUACCCGUAUCGAAAUAUACAAUUUUUUCUGAGUGUUCAACUUAGCGAAUCUACAAACAUGACGCGAUUUGAGACUUCCAUACAAAAACAAAAUCAACCGCUUCUUAAUGUUUUAUGAAGAACGAGGAGAAGAACUCGAGGAAGGAAGAAGUGGAAGUUGCGUUUGCGGAAGAGACUCGCGAAUAGAAAAAUUGAGGCGCAUGACA